Molecule: messenger RNA, 7086 nt
Organism: Xyrichtys novacula (pearly razorfish)
Lineage: Eukaryota; Metazoa; Chordata; Actinopteri; Labriformes; Labridae
Source: the annotation of a GenBank genome assembly
GGCGCUGUGAAUAACGUGUUUGGUCAUCUGUUGGUGCCUUGGGUUCCUAUGAAGACAUUUAAAGGUGUGAAAGCUAUCACUCCAGUUGAUGUAGUAAUGAAGAGCAAUCCACUUGUUAUGGGUAUUGAAAAAAUGUCUAAGAAAUGGAGUAAGAGGUGGCCUGACAUUGACCAGCCUUGGCCAGUGGAAGGUACCCUUAAUCCUGAAGUGGUUAAAACAAUGCACGUGCUAGUGUCCACCUAUAAGGCAGAGCAAAAGAAAGGAAAGAAGGGAAAGAAACGGCAAGAAAAGAGACAGAGGGAGCUUAACAUUUUGCACUUGUUUGAGCAGGAGGGGCAGAAGAUGCUAAAAGCCGAGAAGGAAAGAAAGGACAGGAUUGUAGAAGAAAUAAACAAAAAUGUUAAAUCAACAGAAAAAUUGAUGGCAGAAGUGAACAAACCUUUCUCACACACGACCCCAGUGAAGAGCCCCCCACCGUAUGAGAAAGAGAUUCGGUACACUGAUGUCUAUCCUCAGCUCCCCGUAAUUAAACAGGAGGGCGUGUAUCACAUCAAAGACGAGGAGAAGCAGAUGAUAGAGACAGGAACAGCUAGAACAACUAUAAAAAUGUACCCAAGCAGGAAGAGUAAAACGAAUACAGGUCAUCCAGCAGCUAGUGGUGAACAAAAAUACAGAAAAAUAGAAAUGGGAGAUGAUAGUCAGAGUGAUUCAGAAGAGGCUAUUGGAGGAUACGACCCAGCAGUUAGAAACAUAUUAGCCAGAGCAGAGAAAAGAGGAGGAAAAUCACUGAGGAAAAAAGAGCCAGCAAAAGACACCUCAGAGGAGAGUGAAGAUAAUGAUAGGGAUGAAGAAUCAGACAGUGAAGAGUCUUCAUAUUCCCUUUGGUCAACUCCAAGGACUGAAGCUGAGGAGAGGCACAAGGCUUUGAGAAGGAUUGAGAGACGCAUCGAUAAAUGCUAUGGCAACCUAAGUAGGGCUACGAGUCCUGAAAAACAUAGAGAAUUGAGGGAAGAAUUAGAAGAGCUACAAAUAAUAAAGAAUGACCUGAAGAAAAAAGGAAGUGAAAAGCCAUCCACUUCAGGGUAUUCCUUACGCCCAAGAAAAGGGGAUAAGCCAGCUGGGAAAAUGUGUCCAGUUAUUGUUCGGGGACAGAAUUUGGAGUACAAGCCUCUGCAAAAUACAGACAUGUCAGACAUUCUUGAAAAGUUACCUACUCUUCAGGAAGGAGCUCACCCUUGGAUUUCCAAGCUAGAGGAAAUUAUGGUGGGAUGGCAGCCUGCUAUGGGAGACAUCAAGAGACUCCUAGCCAGCAUUUUAGGGGUCCCAGCUAUGGAAGAGAUCUUGCAGAGAGCAGGGCUUAACCGGUAUGCAGGGACUGCGGUAAAUGACCCAGAACUGUUUGCUGCAUGCAGAGCUCGGAUGUGGAGAUCACUGAGAGAUGUAUUUCCAACAAAUGUACAUCCAGAUAACAUUAUAAUUGAACCACUAGGACCACAAGAGAAUCCAAGAGCCUAUGUAUCAAAAGCUCAUCAAAUUUGGAGAAAUAUUACUGGAAACGAUCCAGAUAUGCACCAAAUGGAGCAGUCUAUUUUGCGAGCCAAAAUACAAAAAGGGUUGCCCCAGCCAGUGAGAAAUAAAUUAGAAGAGGUGGUUGGUCUUGGUAGUAUGACAAAAGGGAUAUACACAGACCAUAUAGCACAUCAAGUGGAGUUGUACAGGAAGAAAGAGAACAAGCAGAGAGAGCAUGAUCAAGAGAUCCUGAGACAACUUAACCAUAUACAUUUGGGAGAUAGCAAAAACAAGGAGAAGAAACAAGCUGUGGUUAUGCAGAGUCAAUCUCAAUCAGAGCAGGCAAAAAUGCAACUGCAACAGGAACAUAUGCAGGACCGACCACCCCAGCUGACGCCAGUAGCUCCUUUAGGUUCAUAUGCACAACCAGCCUUUAGUCAGUGGCAGACAUGGAGUGGAAGCGGUGAAGACAGAAACUUCAACCCAAACUUCCAGGCAUUUUCAGAAGCAUGUUAUAGGUGUGGACAACUAGGUCAUUAUGCACUUGACUGUUAUUGAGUGGAAGAAAGCUCUAUCACAGAAUGAGUGAAGGGAGAAAGUAAGAAAGUUUUUGGUAAGUAAGUAAAAAAUGGUUCUUGUCAAGGACAUUGAUUAUUUGGGGAAAAGAACGAUUCAGGAGGCCAGGGUUAGCAAUGAUGCAAGGGGGGAAGUUACAAGAAACAUCAUAAAGGAAUAGGUUUUUGGACACCACAAAUUUUUGAUUAUGUCAUAAGUAGAUGUACAAUGUGUCUAAAAAGUAAUGUUCGAAGGUGUAACAGUUGAAGCUUGUCUAACCAAGCAGAAAGAUGCUCAGUAUGUUGCCAAGUUCUUGUCUAAAGAGGUCAUAAGCAGAUGGGGACUUUUAGAUUAAAUAUUCGAAGAUAAUGGAGAAGAGUGUGUGGAUAAAACAGUGAAAUUGAUUUGAAAAACUAAGAAUUGAACACUGUUUAAGAGCUCUGUACCAUCCGCAAAGCCAAGGUAUCUGUGAAAAAACAAAAAAAAUGAAUGGGGUGAUGAGAAACCCUAUGGGUAAGAUUGGCCAACACACAGGUUUACAUUUUGAUGAUGUAAAGGGGAGGUAUUACUUAGGGGGAAAUAGGAUAAACAUGUCAAAACAAAAAUGUGUGUUUUCUGGCAAGGUACUGCUUAAUUUUUUCAUCCCCAGGACAGCAGUUGGGGAGACCAGCUAAAGAAAGGUGGUUCUCCAGACAUCUAAACAGCCUAAUGGACCCACACCUCCCAACAAGACAACCAAACAUGGACAAUGUAAACACAACUGAAACCUGACAGAGGAUGUGAACAAGGACAUUGCAUUGGAUACACAAACGGAGAACACCCAUGGACAAGAACACUACACAAGCAGCCAAAGAUGUUAAGGAGCAAAAAUUAUUAUUCAUUUUAAUCAUAGAGUUGUUAAUGUAUAAUCUGGGAUUGAAUGUCAAUUUAUCUCUCUGUGUUGUAUUUUAAUGGUCAUGCAAAUACCAAACAGCAUAGGAAGAAUGGAAAGUAUGAAAGGGGGGUUUAGUUAUUCAUAGCCUAAGUUGUAAAAUGAAUGUAUUGGGAUCUCAGUUGUUUUCUUUGUUUUCUCGGUUUAGGAUCAGUGGUGUUAGGCAGGGAUAGGUCCCCAGAAGGUCCGAUGGGAAGACCAGCUUGACUGUGGAUUUUUUAAUUUUAUUUCUGAGAUUCCCAAGAAUAUUUGAGCCAAACAUUAUUUCCACAUAAAGUCUAACCCUUAACUUUCAAUUGGAUUGGAGUACAAUAGGUGGUCGCCUAGGGCAGAGGGACCGUGAGUGACUUUUUCCUGUCUAGAUUGUCUGAUGGAUACUAAUGGAACAUAGCUGCCUGACAGGUUUUUGCCCUCACACUCCAAAAUUUUAGCAAUAAAUAGAAAUUGUAAACAUUUCUUCGCCUUUUUCGAGACUCUUUGGAGUCUCGAAGGGGGGAAAUAUGUGGUAUCUGGAGUACUACAUCAAUAUGCAUUGCCUUAAGGUAUUUUUCAGGAAUAGCCUGAGGACCAAUUGUGGAAUGUGAGUUUGUGUUUUCCUUGUUUAUCAUUAAUGACACCUGGGGUGAAAUAUCCGGGAAGUGGCACUGCACAGGUCACAGGUCACAGGUCACAGGUCACCACUCUAGUUUACUCAAACACCAGAGGGUAAGGAAAAUAUCCCAAAAACAAAGAAAGGAUGUAGGAGGGCCUACAGCCCUAACCGUAUAUAACAGGGUCAUAAACUCUGGUUUGGGAGAGCUGGACAUCAUUGGCAGUCCUCUCCCAGCAACUGCAGUGCUGUAUUGAUACUGGUUUUGUCUUUAUAAUAAACUCCUCUUAUACAAGCAAGCCAGUGUCACGAAGCCUCCUUCUGCAUCUACACAUCGAGGACAGCCCAGACACAACAACGGCAGUGCACUCAGCUAAGCGCCGUUAAGCGCGUGUAUCCCGAUGCGGUUUCUGAAAUGAGACACAGCCUCAUUAGGUUAGGGUUAGGGGUCAGGGCUAGGGUUAGAGAGGUUAGGGUCAGGGCUAGGGUUAGGGUUAGGGUUAGAUGGUUAGGGUUAAGUCUGAUCACAAGGGUUAGGGUUAGAUACCUAGUUAGGCGUUUGUUUAGGGCUAGGGGUUAGUGGUUAGGGGUUGGUGGUUAGGGGGGUUAGGGUUAAGGUUAGGGGUUAGGGUGAGGGGGGUUAGGGUUAGGGUUAGGGUUAUGGUUAGGGGUAGGGUAAGGGUUAGGGGUUAGGGGUAGGGUUGGGGGUUAGAGGUUAGGGUUAGGGUUAGGGCUAGUUGUUAUGUUUAUAGUUUGUUUUGGCGAGAUUGAAGUUAAGUGAACUAGUGUUCCAGCAUGCAGUUGAUAUGUUUAUCUGUUGAACUGGUUACCCCUUGUGUUAAGCUGUUGUUUAUGUGUUGUUUUGAUGUGUUGGCUUGUUGUUAUGAUCAUUGUUUGUUUAGGCAAGAUUGAAGGUUUUUGAGCAUGUGUUUUGGCACGCAUCUGUUUAGUUGGUUACCCCUUGUGAUUAGCCGUUGUUUAAGUGUUGUUUUGAUGUGUUGGCUUGUUGUUAUGAUCAAAGUUUGUUUUGGCGAGAUUGAAGGUUUGUGAGCAUGUGUUAUGGCAUGCAUCUGUUGAACUGGUUAUCCCUUGUGUUUAGCUGUUGUUUAACUGUUGUUUUGAUUGUUGGCUUGUUGUUAUGAUCAUAGUUUGUUUUGGCGAGAUUGAGGUUCAGUGAGCUAGUGUUAUGGCAUGCAUCUAUUGAGUUGGUUCCCCCUUGUGUUUAGCUGUUGUUUUAGUGUUGUUUUGAUUUGUUGGCUUGUUGUUAUGAUCAUAGUUUUUUUGCGAGAUUGAAAUUAAUGAGCAUGUGUUAUCACAUGCAGUUGAUAUGUUUAUCUGUUGAACUGGUUACCCCUUGUUUUUAGCCGUUGUUUAAGUGUUCUUUUUGUGUGUUGGCUUGUUGUUAUGAUCAACCUAGUUUGUUUUGGCGAGUUUGAAGGUUUGUGAGCAUGUGUUAUGGCAUGCAUCUGCUGAGUUGUUUACCUCUUGUGUUUAGCUGUUGUUUAAAUGUUCUUUUGAUGUGUUGGAUUGUUGUUAUGAUCAUAGUUUGUUUUGGCGAGAUUGAAGGUUUGUGAGCAUGUGUUAUGGCAUGCAUCUGUUGAGUUGGUUACCCCUUCUGUGUAGCUGUUAUUUAAAAGUUGUUUUGAUGUGUUGACUUGUUAUGAUCAUAGUUUGUUUUGGCGAGAUUGAAGUUAAGUGAGCUAGUUUUCCUGCAUGCAGUUGAUGGGCUCUAUUUUCGUGCGCGCUGGUGAGGCGGCGGAGGGCGGCGAGCCCCGCGCAGUUGUAUUUUCGUCUGGCGGAGCCUGGCGUAAGUCCAGUUUGGUAUUUUCGUAGACUGAGCCUCACGGAGGCGAGCCGAGAUCCGCCAAGCUGGGCGUGGUGGCGUGGCAGGGGGAGGUGUCGACAGAAUCAGCAGGCGCAGUGACAUUUUCAUGCUCGCCACCGGCGUGUAAAGUGCGCUGAAAGCUCGCCGAUUCAAACCUGGUCAGCUUUCAGCGCAUGGCGGAGCGCAGCUGGUCUAGUAGUAUUUUGGUAGACCGGCGGCGUAUCGACAUACGUCACUGAUGCCCCACCGGCAGAUUUCCACAGUGUCAGGCACAUUUCAGUGCAAUAAAUAAUCAUCAUCAACUAUUAAUCUGAGUCAGCACAUACAUUUAGAUCUAUAUUGAUAUAUACUGAUCUAUAUGUGAUCUGAUGAGUGCGUUUGGCACGCGUUUGGACACACAACCUGACCGAAUCAACACAGCUGAAACCGCAUCAAAUUAAAUUAAAUAUCUAGUAAAUAAACACACAUGAUGAAGUUAACAAGAUAUGUAAUUUGUCUCCCUUCUUUUCUAUCUUCCUCUUCCUCUUAUUUCUCGCACAGCUGGACCUGGACACGUCUCCGUGUCCUCUGUCCUUCUUGCUGCUGCUGCGGCUGAACAGAUGAUUUGUUUCAGUGCUCAGAUGUGUUAUCUACUUUAAGCCUACAUGCGGAUAUUAUAAUAUUCAGUUUUGUGAGGCAAAUUUAUUUUAUAUGCCAACAUCUAUGAAAGAAAGAGCCAGGUCACGGAGCGCGAUGCGUCAUUUACGCACAGAUGGUUCCAUUUUUAAUGCCAUUUUUGGAGUUUAUGUUGUGAUCUGUGCGCUCAACCCACCUUUGUCACGUGAGGUUUGAAUAUAUGCAACUUUAUGUGAGUGUCUUUAUUUGUGGAAAAGGGUGUUUGUCUUACCAGUGGGUCCAACAACACACACACCAAAUCCAUCUGUGCUCAUAUGAGAGAGUGUGGAGGACACUUGUUGAGGAGCUGCCCUCUGUCGUCAUCUUGUGGCAUUACUGUCUUAAGACAUCUCUUGAUCUCUUUGACUACUUCAUGAAAAUAGUAAUACGCCUCGCCUGUGGCGGAUUUAAAGGCAAGGAGAGGAGCUUAUGUGAUUGGUGAAAACAGGUCUCGGCUGUGUUAAACCCACUCCACGCCCUUUCUCCUCCCCGUCUACGACAUAUGCUGCUGGGAGGAGCUGAGUUAGGGAGGGGGGAUACUUACGCCGGGCUGUGCGGCUCACCAAAAUACCAAAAUGUGCUUGGGAACGCCUUGUCAGCGCGGCGGAUCUGACUGACGCUGCACUUGCGGCACGUCUCCGGCGAGGCACCAAAAUAGAGCCCGAUAUGUUUAUCUGUUGAACUGGUUACCCCUUGUGUUAAGCUGUUGUUUUUGUUCGUUUAGGCAAGAUUGAAGGUUUGUGAGCAUGUGUUUUGGCAUGCAUCUGUUGAGUUGGUUACCCCUUGUGAUUAGCUGUUGUUUAAGUGUUGUUUUGAUGUGUUGGCUUGUUGUUAUGAUCAUAGUUUGUUUUGGCGAGAUUGAAGUUAAGUGAGUCAUUUUUGUGUAUUUUUGUACCAUAGCAGUGGCGUUAUGUUUUGAAUGGACUCUCAAAGGCUUAAAAAAUUGUUUUUUGGAUAAAAAAUGUACUAUUAUUGAUCAGGGCAGAAAUUAAUUGAGAGAUGUGUGGAAAAAAAUCUGGGAAA